AUGCACACCGGAACCGGAAAUCAGGCAAACCGUAUGCGGAAAUCAGACACACGGGAACCAGAAUUCAGGCAAACCGGAACCGGAAAUCAGACAAACCGGAACAGGAAAUCAGGCAAACCGGAACCGGAAAUCAGACAAACCGGACAAACCGGAACAGGAAAUCAGGCAAACCGUAUGCGGAAAUCAGACACACGGGAACCAGAAUUCAGGCAAACCGGAACCGGAAAUCAGACAAACCGGAACCGGAAAUCAGCUGGCAAUGGCGACACACGGAAUUUCUCUCUGGCUGGCAUCGUCAAACACGCGUGCUCCCUCGGUCUUGUCGCGUCUCCAUCGACGGAGGGAACGAUUAUGCACAUGCAUCUGAAGGAGAUAGCAUCUGUGCUGAUAGCAUUCGAUCGUCACAAAGAAUGGCAGAUCAGAGAACUCAAAAUCAGGCCUCCGAGUGGCUCCAUGCUGCUGUACAGUCGGAACAAGGUGAGGUACCGCAAGGACGGCUACUGCUGGAAGAAGCGGCGCGAUGGCAAAACCAUCAGGGAGGAUCACAUGAAGCUCAAAGUGCAGGGGGUGGAGUGUAUCUAUGGCUCAUACGUGCACUCGGCGAUCCUCCCUACUUUCCAUAGACGCUGUUAUUGGUUGCUCCAGAAUCCUGACAUCGUUCUUGUCCACUACCUGAAUGUCCCCUACCCUGACAACACCAAACUGAGCAUUCCUGUUUUAUCUUACGACAUGGAGAAGAAAGAAUGGACCAAGGAGGAACUUGUUGAUCAGCUCAGGCCGAUGUUGGCGUGUGGCAGGAGAGUGGAUCUUGGUCCUGAGCAAGAACACAUGGUUGAAGAAACAAUUGAAGACUUUGUUCAACAGUUGAUUAACCUUCGGCAGGACAAAUCAGGCAAAGCCAAACCCCACAAAUGCACUCCUUCCUGUGACAAAAACUUUCCUCAUUCCAAAUGCACCAAGGACUCAUCACCUCCUAACACAGCCAGCCUGGCACACAAUCGCCUAGUGUCCAUGUUGCAGCGCCACACCCAACGCAGCGCCACCCAGUCGGUAGCCCCACCCACUCCCGAGCUUCACACCAGCCAGGUGGUGAUCACGCCCACUACGGCCCCCUCGUCCAACUCCACUCAAGACUUGAACCACACAGCUGCAGCUCCUGCUCCUCUCAUUCUAAACCUAGCAAGUCUCCACGGCAGUAACGGUCUGAUCUUUGUCAGCGGACAUAACACAUCACCCAUCUCCAUCAUCAACAACUCUCUCACCACGCCCAUUCACACCAUCACCGCGGCAACCCUGGACACGCAGGGCCGUUUCCCUCAGCCUCAGAUACUCCAAACCAUUCCCCAAGUGCUUGCUGGUGUCAAGCAGGAUGAUAAAUUGUCACAACAUAUUCACAAUCUCCAUGCGCUUGACUCGAACAGAAAGUCUCCCGUUCCGAUGAAUAUUGCAAGUGAUGCUUUGUUGGAGCUGGCAGGCACCCAGCAGGAUUCGAAGGAUCUUUUUCUCGAUCAAAUGUCAGCUACAAUCUCAGAUACUCAGCGAAAUCUCCACAAUACAUUAGACUCGCUCAUUCGCGGGGACUGCUCGCACACUGUGGGAACACUAGUGAAAGAUAAUUCGGGGACUGAUAAUUGUGAUACUCUUGAUGGCAGCUUUUCCUCAUUUCCCAGUACUGAUCUCAAUCUUGAUUAUCUUCUCGACUUGCCCGAACUUUAUGACUGUCCUGAUUUGCCCGACACAAAUGCAAGUCUCGGGACGUCAAGUGGCGGAAUGCCGACUUCUGUCCCGCUCAUCAAUUGUGCUAACUGCCUCAGCAACCAACAAGCUCAACAAUCACAGCAGCAACGGGCAGAGUCGCAUCAAUCUUCAACAUCGACGUCUGCUACGUCAGACACGCAGACAGCAGACAACACUCACUCACAGACUGACACAGACAGCAGCUUCUCUCAGGGCGUCAUCACAGACUUCUCCCCUGACUGGUGCUACACAGAUGGUGGCACAAAGAUCCUGGUGACAGGCCCAUGGUUCUCCACGUCCACGUCCUACUCUGUUGUGUUCAACAGUAAGACGGUGCCUGCUACACUUGUACAGGCAGGGGUUCUCCGGUGCUUCACUCCAGCACAUGACGCCGGCCUGGUAACGCUGCAGGUGGCCAAUGAUGGGUUUGUCAUCUCCAACAGUGAGGUGUUCGAGUACAAGGCUCGGGAGAAGCACAGCACGCAGUCAGCUCACAACGAAUGGUUCUCAAUGGAUUCGACGGAGAUGAAACUGCUGCUGGUGGAGAGGUUGGAACAACUGGAGAAGAGGCUCAUGCCAGCUGACAAGAACACAACUUUCCUUGACAAGCAGCAUGCCCUGAAUGUUGACCAUGAGAACACCGAGUGUCGUCUUGUGCAGUAUGUGGAGCACCUGGCUGGUCGACCCUGGCAGAAACUGGAGACUUACCCCAAGGCUGGCCAUGGUGGACUGACUUUACUUCAUCUUGCGGCGGCCCUUGGCUACGCCAAACUCAUCAGCUCACUUGUUAGGUGGAGAUCUGACAUCUCUAAUUUAGUUUUAGAAUAUGAAGUUGAUGCUCACAGUGUGGACAACCAUGCCUGUACACCAUUGAUGUGGGCAUGUGCAAGAGGAAAUAUUGAUGCUUCACUGACGCUGUAUCAUAUCAACACGGGGCCACUCAGCAUCUGUAACAAGGAUGGACGUCUCCCGCUCACCGUUGCCCGAAGCAAGGGACAUCACAACCUUGCCAAUCAAAUCGAGCAGUUGGAGCAAGCUCGUCUGCAAGCCCCGCCCCCUUUCCCCCCAUGCACAUCCACAGCAUCAUUUGCUGGCGCAACUUCUUCUUUCACAACCUCGGACUCUAUCACUGCGUGUGAACUGUCACCAACUCCUUGCCAUAUAUUCCCCAGUUCUCACAAAAACAUUUGUGAUGAGAAACAGGAAAACCUUCACAUCGACAUACCUCCUCCCCCUCCCUACCCAGGGGAUUCCAAGCUCGUCCGGCGACUCAGUGAACAAGUCAUUGGCACCUGUCAUCGCCAACUUAGCAAACGCUAUUCGGUGGAUAUAUUGCCGAGUGGGGCAACAAACGACCAGACCUCGCCCCAACAUGACGCUUUUCAGAAGCCAAUUCGGGAGGCCAAUUCUGAGCCACAUCUGUCAUUGGUUGGUGAUCAUCCAAUCAGUGCAGUGACGGACUCUGCCUUGCUACCAGUUGCUCAACGUGAUCUGGCAUCGCCAGAUAUUCUCAUGCAGACCGAGUCUUUGCUCAACACCAUAGCGACGGAGUCUGGGAAGGAGACGGAUGGUCUCCUCAUGCAGAUGGACACAGAUGAGGUAUCAUCGGUGCGGAGUGACAGCCCUUUCAUUGAUGUAGAAAAGAUCUCAUCUGACGAGGAGGCGGAACACAAGGCAGCCGUUGCUGCUGCUGCUGCUGCCGCCGCCGCUGCUGUAGCAUCUGGUGAAGGUGGGGAUCAUGAAGGCAAGAACCAAAUGGUAACCCUCGCCAACCAGAUCAUCGCAGCCAUGCCGGAGCGUAUCAAGCUGUCUCCUGCCAAGGAGGAAGAGUGUGGAGUGAGCAGUCGAGCUCGGAGUGAGUCCUACAGCUCGGCCCCGUCUCAAGGCUCACCUCCCACCUCAUCCUUCGGGGAUGAUUCUGGAAUCUCAACACCCAUGACAGAUAGUCUGGCCUUUGAUGAGUACAGGUACACAGACCUGGGCACCCCUGCCUCGUCCCUGAGCCCGGACUCUACCUGUCUGCCCAGCCCCUACAGCCCCUACAGUUCCUACAGUUUCACUCUGGACUCCCCGCCCCCCACCACUGCUGACUUCACCGAGUACUUCAACGCGCCAGCCACGUACAUGGAGAAGGACUUUUCCCAACUCACACUCUCAGAUCAGGAACAGAGAAAGCUGUACGAGGCUGCCAAGGUGAUCCAGAAUGCGUAUCGGCUGUAUCGGGAUAAACAACAACUGCAGCAGCAGCGACAGAAGGAGAUAGAAGCCGCCAUCUUGAUCCAGAGCUACUAUCGGCGAUACAAACAGUAUGCAUACUUCAAGAAGAUGACCCAGGCAGCAGUGUUGAUCCAGAAUCAGUUCCGGAGUUACUACGCACAGAAACGUCUCAAGAAGAACCGAGACCCUGCGGCUGGCCUGCAGCGACAAGGACCGGAGAGACUGAAGAAGGGCCGCAACCAGUCCGUGAUCAUCCAGCAGAGAUACAGGUCUCACUAUCAGAGGAAGACGGAGAAGGAGGGUCGACAGUUGUCGGCUGAUGCAGCAGAUAGCUCCCCACCCCCCGAGCAAAGCAGCACAUCCAGAGACGGAACCCCACCAGUCGAUGCUGAGCCAGAUAUCCCCUACCCAGAAGAAGAGGAUGGGUGAGCCACCGUCAGGGACAGACACGCCCACCCACUGCUGGAUCUGUGACUGGGCAUGGCUGUUCAUCUUGGUGACACCCUCGGGAGGACAACCUCUGUCUGAACCACAAUGCCCAUGUCACGCUGUGUUCAACUGCUUAGGUAGCAAUGGCCUCCGGAGGACUUGUGAAGGAACAAGCUGUCGUUGUUGUCAGGUUGAGCCGUGUCGUUCUUUGACAUGCCUCGUCAGUAUGGGUUGGGACGUGAUGUAAAAGGGUGUGUAGCCUAUGUAUGUGUGACACCGGCGUUGUGAACAAGCUGUGGAAAUAGGCUUGCUGUGAAAUACCCACAGUUUCAACCCUUUGCUGUUUCAAGUUUGUCAUGGCUCGUCGUGGACUUUCAGGUUUGAUUCGUGACAAAUAGCUGCCAACUGUCCCAUUUUUUUAAUGUUUUUGUUACGAAUUUGCAACUUUUGUCCUUAAUUCCUGUUAAGAAUAUGCCAAUCUACAUAAAAAUAUCACAAGGUUUCAAUUUUCAUAGACACUGAUAAAGAGAGGGUCAUUAUUUAGCCUUACACCGUCAGCUAUAAAUGCUUCAUGUUUAUCGACUGGUAUAUCAUCAUAUUUAUAGGGUUGCAUUUGUUCAAUUGAGACACUCCACGGUAUUAUUGAAAGUUGCUUAAGUCGAGAUAGAAACAAACUUUAAAAUUAUGAACUGAGUUUCGGAAUCACAUGGCUGUAUUGUAUUGUAGUCGAUUCAUAUCGUCUGGCUUUGUUGUCAGUUAAAGAAGAUUGUUGGAAAAUACUAAACUGGGAAAAUUGGCAGCUAUGGUGACAGAUCCUGCCAUUUAAGUUCAUGUUUGUCAGCCAAUGUAUCAGUGACAAGCAUGAGCCACAUUGAUAUGAACAGGUCUUCAAUUUUCCAAUGGUGAAAACGUGCAGCUGAUUGACUCUGGACACGCCCAUCCUCCACUGGACUCUCCGCCUAGUGGCCCCGCCUUCUCCUCAAGGGUGCCCCGCCCUCUUCUCUACCCCUGCUGUGAUUGUUUCUUCAAGCUGCACCUCGCAGACACUGCUCAACACUGGACUACUCUCUGUUCUCAAUUGUUUCCGCAACUUGAGAUGACUCAUGAACGUAUUCAACAACAAGUGGUUUACCUCAACAGAGAAUCAGUGGGCGUGGUGGGUAAAUGACAUUUCAGCAGUUUGACAAGUUGACAGGUAAACCUGCAACAAUGAGAUAUGAUUUGACAUAAUAUUGUUAUGUAGAAACAUUAACUAUAUCAUAUUCAUAAAAGGUAUAUUUUCCUGCUUGUGUGUUUCAGCAAAUGGUAUUAUUUCAGUCCAGAUAUUUCUUAGUUCCAAAUAAUUUGAUAAUUAUUUUAUGAAAUUAUCGGUGAACAGAAUUCUAUGAAAUGAUUGUUUGGGAAAUUCCAUCAAGACAGAAUAUGAACUGUUUGAUAGGUAUAACUUUGAAGUUGACGGAUGACAAAGUAGAGAUAACAUAUGGAUAACUUCUUUAUUAACUGUAAAGGCGAUGUUUGCAAUGACAACGGUAUAAGAACAAUACCGAAACAUUGCCUUUACAGUAAAUAAAGGCAUUAAUUAACUCUACUUUGUCAAGACAGAAUGUAUCUAAAUUAUUCCCCUAAGAACUUUAUUCAGUGAACGAAAUAUUGUUGGGAAAUGUUUCUGAAGAACAUUGUAUUAGCAGUCCAAAUGUCAAGAUAUCAGGACAUGCAUGUCACAGUGUUGUAGUAGUAGAGUAUUGGAAUCCAUUGGACGAGGUAGAAUACAGGUACUAAUGGCUCACUGAAAAAGUCAAAUUGUAAGGUUCUAUGGAAGUUUGAAAUCCUGAGACAACACAGCUGACAACUAGCCUUUGAAUAGCCUAGUAGUUUAAUUAGGAUUUGACUUCAAGAGAAAACUGCUUUAGGUGGCAUCCUGUUGGUGACAAUUGCCAUGAUCUUACCUCCUCCUCUGACUUCCUAUCUAUUGCACAACACGUGUCCGUCUUGGGCAUCUCUGUGUUUCAUUGACCCUACUGUCCUGUCCACUAGUUACGACUGGAGUGUUGCUAGCUGUGGUAUUAACCAGAGCAGUGUUCUUAACCAACAUCCACAAGAUGGCCCUUUUGAUUUUUCAAGGUCAAACAUGGUUGAUUGUUUGUGGCUCCUGACAUUGGUGGGUAUCGACGUGAUAUAAUUAACCCAAACCAUGAUGAGAGAAGAUUGGGAAGAGUGGCGCCAUAUUGAAACAAAUAGGCCGAACAAACCCUGGAGAUAGUUGCCUUUGUUCCAACCGGAACCUUUUCUGGUUAGAACCAAGGUUUGAUACAGUUCUCUGUUGGUAACCGAAGACAUUUGGGUUGUACAGCCGAUGAAACGCUCAUGUUAAGUCAGCUGUUGAUGGCUCACAGACAUAUCAUGAUGUUGCAUUCAGCAUUGUCUAUUUCCUGUUUCUGUGAUAAUUCCCCAUGUCCUACUUACGCUGUUAAACUGGUCUUUCAUUUCUCCACUUGUUGAUGACAUCAGUUCCUAGGUAUUAAAGAUGUUUCUUGCAUGUUACUUAACUGUUAAUAGCCUUGCUACUGACUCGUUAUGUUUGUAAUUAAACUGUACAGCCAGUUGUUGUCAAACUUUGAAAUUAUUCCAAUUUAAUCCCAAUUUCUAGUUAAUGCAAAGAAAUAUGCAUGUUGAAAUAUUUAUAUUUUAAGGUCAUCUUUGCACAUGAAUAUAAGAAUCACCACGCAACAUAUAUGGCCACAAUGUGUGUUAUGAGCAUGUCAGGAAAAGAAAAUAGCAACUGUUACGACUGAGCUUCUAAAACUGUUUUAAAACAAACCUAUAAUAUUUGGAUUAGAAACUCAGUUAUGUUUUAUGUUUUCAUAUUUGCUUUUGUUUGUACAAUGAUUAAAUGCUUAAGUAGCAUAAAUUCAUUAAAGGAGCACUAGGCUCUGGCUUCUGUGCUGACACUGCCCCCAUGGGCUCAUCAGCUGCUUGGAGCUGAUUGGCUGGCUGAGGCAACUGAGAGGACGUGACACUGCCCCCAUGAGCUCAUCAGCUGCUUGGAGCUGUUUGGCUGGCUGAGGCAUCUGAGAGGACGUGACACUGCCCCCAUGGGCUCAUCAGCUGCUUGGAGCUGAUUGGCUGGCUGAAGCAACUGAGAGGACGUGACACUGCCCCCAUGGGCUCAUCAGCUGCUUGGAGUUGAUUGGCUGGCUGAAGUAACUGAGAGGACGUGACACUGCCCCCAUGGGCUCAUCAGCUGCUUGGAGCUGUUUGGCUGGCUGAGGCAACUGAGAGGAUGUGACACUGCCCCCAUGGGCUCAUCAGCUGCUUGGAGCUGAUUGGCUGGCUGAGGCAACUGAGAGGACGUGACACUGCCCCCGUGGGCUCAUCAGCUGCUUGGAGCUGAUUGGCUGGCUGAAGCAACUGAGAGGAUGUGACACUGCCCCCAUGGGCUCAUCAGCUGAGUUGAUUGGCUGGCUGAAGCAACUGAGAGGACGUGACACUGCCCCCAUGGGCUCAUCAGCUGCUUGGAGCUGAUUGGCUGGCUGAAGCAACUGAGAGGACGUGACACUGCCCCCAUGAGCUCAUCAGCUGCUUGGAGCUGAUUGGCUGGCUGAAGCAACUGAGAAGACGUGACACUGCCCCCAUGGGCUCAUCAGCUGCUUGGAGCUGAUUGGCUGGCUGAAGCAACUGAGAGGACGUGACACUGCCCCCAUGAGCUCAUCAGCUGCUUGGAGCUGAUUGGCUGGCUGAGGCAACUGAGAGGACGUGACACUGUAGGAGGAGUGGACAUGCUGUGUCAUGUUUAGGACAGUCAGCCUGCCCACUGCUCAACAUGAAACACCUUGAAAAAGCCAGCCAAUUCUGAAGGCUUGAGCCUAGUGACCCUUUCAAUUCUAAAACUACCAUAGAUGCAAUGUUCAUGAAUUUGUAAUUUUUGAUUGGCUCUAAUCAUGACACACAUGACCUUGAAUCAUUUCAUGACAGAAAUAGUUUCCUAAAUAAUAUUGUUAUCACUGACCUGAGCAACAUGAACAAUGGUUUAUGCAGCAUAUUGUGUUGGUAGAGAUUAUGCGUGCCUGUUACUCAGUGUCCACACCAGAGCUUCGUAUGACAGUAAGAAGGGGUUCACGCAGGUGGAUCACCUGCUUUAACACUGAGUGUCCACACCAGAGCUUCGUAUGACAGUAAGAAGGGGUUCACUCGGGUGGAUCACCUGCUUUAACACUGAGUGUCCACACCAGAGCUUCGUAUGACAGUAAGAAGGGGUUCACUCGGGUGGAUCACCUGCUUUAACACUGAGUGCUCAGCUUCACAAAUUGCCAGUGUUGUUGUAGGGAGGAGAGAAUUUCAUGUUUUCCUAAAUCUAGUUUUUUAUAUUUGGAGACUUUGUUUCUCAUCGUCAUCAAUUGAACGUUGAAUGUGGAUGUUUAUCAAGUCCCCUUGUUGUGUGUAGUGAUGGAUGGAGAAUGUUGAAUGUUUACUUUGAUUUACUUGAACAAAUCUUUGACAUGAAGCGGAUCUACAUGAUUGUUAGUAUGAAGGCUCUUAUCCAAGGCAUAUGUUAAAAUUCUCUUACAGUCUUGUGUGUGCACUGAUCAUGUAGAUUAGGUUUUUCGUCCUAUUUUUCGUCCUAUUUUUCGUCUGUCUAAAUAGUUUUUUGGAUGACAAAAUUAGAAUUAAAACAAAUGUGAAAAGCUGUGUUCCCUACAACGGAAGCUUCCUUUAACCUUUAACCUUUAACCUUUAACCUGAUUUUUGUUUAAACAUUUAAGCUAAGGCCCUUUUUGUGGUCAAUAAUACAUUUGACCUUUUGUCAGCAACUUUUUGCUGUUUAAGACAUCAAAAUCACUUGGAUCAAAGACUUGCUCCUGAUCAAAUAUUAGAAAAUUCUUCUUGAAAACCAUGUAGACAUCUUGUACAGCAUUUUGCAUCUGAAGAUAUUGUCCCAGAGACUCUGUAACACAAGACAGAGAGUGUUACACUUUGCUGGUCAGUAAGAUCCUGUUGUCUCAAGCACAAGCUAUUUCUCUCCCUCCAGCUCUAGGGUCUUGUGUCCAUCAUUUCUUAUAGAGAUAUUACUUUAAAGAGAUGAAGAAUGCUAUGUCAGACUUGUUGUAGGGGGUCUAGUCUCUCCUGUUGUGCAGGUAUGCUUGUUUCUUCAAUGAGCUAUUAAAGGGGUACUCCGCUCCAGGGUUUGUGUCCAUUCCAGUGUAGAUGUUGUAAUGCUGGAGUUUCUGCUCUUAGUGGUGAUCAUGUGACAAGGAUACGCCAUAGGAUGCACUGGGUCACAGUUUGAAAUAGACAUCGGCUGGCCCGUAGGUCCGAGACCGACAGAUUUGUUCUCAGGCUGAUAGUUUUAAAUUUCAGCAAGCCCUUAUGGCCUACAGUUUGUUCAGGUAAUUAUUUAUUAAGCAUUAUUUAAGAAAUGUGAUAAACAUAACUUUCAUGUUUAUAAGUGGUAGGAUUAGACCUUUCGAAUGGUGUUUGACAUGUAGUCGCAAAGAUGUUUUACAAGCUAAUGAUUUCCUGAUAAAUGUAGGCUUCAUCUAUCACAACUGCGUCUGUGGGAACUCGGUGUGAUAGCUGUCAAGGCUUCUGGUUGACUGAUUGUGUUUUGUAAUUUAAAUUGCAAGUGUAUGUCUCCCUGCUUCAGCUAAAAUGUUUGGGCCUACAGUUUUUCCACAGGGCCUACAGUUUUUCAAAUGGGCCUACAGUUUUUCAACUGGGCCUACAGUUUUUCCACAGGGCCUACAGUUUUUCCACUGGGCCUACAGUUUUUGAAAUGUGCUGGCCCUUAAGGCUCUCAGUUUACUCUGCUAGUUUCAGAUCCAGUGAUCUAGAUAUGUAACGUAUCCACAGGUCCUUACAUCAUGGUGACUUCUCCUGAGUAUACAGAGUGUCCAUCCCUCGAUAACCAGCUGGUUGCUGACAUCAAUCUUUAGACGUAUAGCAUGUCCCUUGUCACAUGAUUGGCCUAAGUUAGAAUUGCGAGAGAUCUCGUUGACUGGACUAGGACUAGGAGUGUCCUGUGUCACAUGAUUGGCCUAAGUUAGAAUGGCGAGAGAUCUCGAUGACUGGACUAGGACUAGGAGUGUCCUUUGUCACAUGAUUGGCCUAAGUUAGAAUGGCAAGAGAUCUCGAUGACUGGACUAGGACUAGGAGUGUCCUGUGUCACAUGAUUGGCCUAAGUUAGAAUGGCGAGAGAUCUCGUUGACUGGACUAGGACUAGGAGUGUCCUGUGUCACAUGAUUGGCCUAAGUUAGAAUGGCGAGAGAUCUCGUUGACUGGACUAGGACUAGGAGUGUCCUUUGUCACAUGAUUGGCCUAAGUUAGAAUGGCGAGAGAUCUCGAUGACUGGACUAGGACUAGGAGUGUCCUGUGUCACAUGAUUGGCCUAAGUUAGAAUUGUGAGAGAUCUCGUUGACUGGACUAGGACUAGGACUAGGAGUGUCCUGUGUCACAUGAUUGGCCUAAGUUAGAAUGGCGAGAGAUCUCGUUGACUGGACUAGGACUAGGAGUGUCCUGUGUCACAUGAUUGGCCUAAGUUAGAAUGGCGAGAGAUCUCGUUGACCGGACUAGGAGUGUCCUGUGUCACAUGAUUGGCCUAAGUUAGAAUGGCAAGAGAUCUCGUUGACCGGACUAGGACUAGGAGUGUCCUGUGUCACAUGAUUGGCCUAAGUUAGAAUGGCGAGAGAUCUCGUUGACCUGACUAGGACUAGGAGUGUCCUGUGUCACAUGAUUGGCCUAAGUUAGAAUUGCGAGAGAUCUCGUUGACCGGUCUAGGACUAGGAGUGUCCUGUGUCACAUGAUUGGCCUAAGUUAGAAUUGCGAGAGAUCUCGUUGACUGGACUAGGACUAGGAGUGUCCUGUGUCACAUGAUUGGCCUAAGUUAGAAUUGCGAGAGAUCUCGUUGACUGGACUAGGACUAGGAGUGUCCUUUGUCACAUGAUUGGCCUAAGUUAGAAUUGUGAGAGAUCUCGUUGACUGGACUAGGACUAGGACUAGGAGUGUCCUGUGUCACAUGAUUGGCCUAAGUUAGAAUGGCGAGAGAUCUCGUUGACCGGACUAGGACGAGGAGUGUCCUGUGUCACAUGAUUGGCCUAAGUUAGAAUGGCGAGAGAUCUCGUUGACUGGACUAGGACUAGGAGUGUCCUUUGUCACAUGAUUGGCCUAAGUUAGAAUGGCAAGAGAUCUCGUUGACUGGACUAGGACUAGGAGUGUCCUUUGUCACAUGAUUGGCCUAAGUUAGAAUGGCGA
Messenger RNA from Haliotis rufescens (red abalone), 11628 nucleotides. RefSeq names its product calmodulin-binding transcription activator 2-like. Gene Ontology annotation, biological process: regulation of transcription by RNA polymerase II. The record is from RefSeq and is a predicted model, not a curated record. Gene Ontology annotation, cellular component: nucleus. Gene Ontology annotation, molecular function: protein binding; double-stranded DNA binding; transcription coregulator activity. NCBI's taxonomy places the organism in Eukaryota, Metazoa, Mollusca, Gastropoda, Lepetellida, Haliotidae. The transcript is spliced from 21 exons. The coding region runs from base 1 to 4383 and encodes 1460 amino acids.